CUCGGAAACGCCACACUUAUCAUGUAGGCGCACUUUUUUAUGGGCUCUACUUGACUAGAAGACAACUUUUGAAACUUUAAAGCUGAAGAUGACACAUUCUUACAGUCAGCGGUCCGUCGUUGUCUUGUCUCUACUGGGGAUUCUAUCGGCCAUUAUGUCCGUUUUAUCGGUCAUUCUGAUAUUCCAGCUGCAGCCUCACCACACGGCCGUCAGGGAGUCCACCCCGUCGGUCGUGCCCCCUCACGUCAGGGCCUUCCUGCCGCCGGUGUCCGCGGUGCUCUCGGCUCUGUCGCUCACCCUCAACCUUAGCGCCGUGGUGGUGUGUCUCCUACACGGCUACUUUUCCACCGAAGUUAGUCGAGGAGAGCUGGACACCGAAAGAGCAGACAGGUUCCUAUUGGACAGCAGAGCCGUGCGACAUGUGGCCAUCGGACUGUUCUGCCUGGGAGUGUCGGUCUAUUUAGCAGCAAUGUCCAUUUUUAUGUUGCUCAUAUUUGAGGCAGAGACGGGUGUCGCCAGCGCUUGCGUCCUGGCCUCCGGCAUUUUGAUCCUCCUAGUGGUGGUGAUCCACUCUCUCGUCAAGGUCUCCCGAGUAGCUAAACGCGGCAGUGUAGACCAUCUCGAAACGCUCUUUUGCAACAAGCACAGAAGCAGCAGCAACAGCCCCGUGUCUUGGCCCUGCGAGCUGAAAAUCGGCGUGGACAAACUGCGAGUGCCCCGCAUACCGUCGCACCUCCAGCAUCACAUGUCGUUCACACCGCCCAGCAGCCCCAGACACCAGCAGCGGCACCACCCGCAGGAAGAGUACUCCCCCGUCGGAGAAGAAUCGCAAGGCCACUCGAGCAACGUGGACGGCCACAGUGGAGCCGGCAGCUGUCCUCGGUCACACAGGAGCUUAUCUUCAGACUCGGUUUUACUAAAGGCUAAACCCUGGAAUGGUGUCAACAACGAGAUGAGGAGUGUCCUGGCCCGCAAAUCGGGAAUGAACGCAAAAGACUCGACGCUUGUGUGAAGAAGAGGAUUUCAAUAAGUGAGUGUGGAAACGCAACUGACUCUUAAUACCUUUAAAGAUUCCAGACCACAUGGAAAUGGAGCUAAAAAUCCACUCAUGACUCUAUUAAGCUUUUUAAAGUUGACUGAUAAAUUAAUUAAAUUGUGAUAAUCUAUUGGAUAUUAUUUGUAAUAUACUUUUAUGCAGUAAAUUAAACUUAGUGUGCCAUGAGAGAUUAUCAAAUGUGCCGCAGAAAAUUAUUUAAUUUGUCAGAAAAUGAUAUUUAAUUUUUUUUUUUUUUUUUUUUUUUACUACAAAUGUAUUUCCGUUCAUCUGUCUAUGCUAGGCACUUAUCGUGACAGUCAGAACACAUAAAUGCUCAACAGUCAAUGUGACUAAAUUGAGAGGAUCAUCAUCAUUAUUUCACUAUAUACUUUUUGUGACUGUGUGUGGGGGGGCUGCCAUGUGUUUUAUUUUUUUUUGUUCAAUGUAAAACAUGUGCCUUGACUCAAUAAAGGUUGGGAAAGACUGUUAUAAUGAGUGGGGAGUAAUGGUACGCAAGAAAUCACAGAUUUUCUGAUUUUAAGGCCACGGUUCACAUUAGGCACCAUAAGGGAGCAAAAUGCAUAACAAAACUCGUGAAAACAGGUACACAUUUUAAACCCCUUUCCUUUUCUAUUGUGCUUGACCUCAUUAGUGUCUGGGGCAAACUGGAGGUAAUUUUAGGUGACUUUGGCCCAAAUGUUUAUGGCUAGCCAUGAUGUUUGCUAGCCAGAGGCUCAAUUUCUUGAUAAAUGUUUCCUUGAUCCAUGUUUGUUGUAAUACAUUAAUGUCUUCUGUGUAUUAUUUAUGUAGAGUGUACGUUAUGGCAAAAUAUGAUUUAUUUUUUAGUACGUUUGGAUCCCAGGGAGCAACCAUUUUAUUUAAUAUUUUUUAAAAUCUCAGCUUUAUUCCUCAGAUAUAUUUUCCAAAUAUUUGUACACACUGUGCCAUCGUUGUUAUGUUGUCUCAAAUGAUUUCUCACCAAUGUGAAUUAAAUUA
Molecule: messenger RNA, 2032 nt
Organism: Phyllopteryx taeniolatus (common seadragon)
Lineage: Eukaryota; Metazoa; Chordata; Actinopteri; Syngnathiformes; Syngnathidae
Gene: tmem221
Product: transmembrane protein 221
Exons: 3
Coding region: 89-1012 (307 amino acids)
Source: RefSeq, a predicted model, not a curated record